AUGAAUAAAGGUUCAUAUAUGGGUGGUAGAAACAAUGCACAGACGGAGAGCAAUAUAUUAGUCGAGGAAACAGAGAAGCUUGUAGGUUCCUAUCCUUUUAAUAAUGUGUUAGAUGACCACUUGAAAAAGAGUAACUCAGGUGUAAAUAAUAGUGGGAACGUAAUAAAAAAAAAAAAAAGUAAUAAUAAUAAUAAUAAUAAUUCUGCAUUUCAUAAAUCACUCGCUGUGGUAAAUGUAGCAGCAGGUUUAGAUGGAUGUGAUGAUCAAUUAUUACCAGCAAGUUUCAGAGCAUUAGAAGCAGAUUUAAAUUUACAUCCUUCUUUAUUAGGGUAUAUUACAUUAGCUCAAACAUUAAUGUUAAGUUUAUUUAGUCCUAUAUGGGGUUUUUUAUCAGAUAAAUAUUCAAGAAAGUGGAUGCUUGUUUUUGGAACUGCUUUAUGGGGUGUAGCUACAGUACUUCUAGCACACAUAAAUGAUUUUGCUCAAAUUUUAUUUUUUAGAGCUAUAAAUGGUUUAGCGUUAGGUAGUAUUGGUCCAAUUUCUCAAAGUAUAUUAGCAGAUGCUGCAAAAAAUGAAUCCUUAGGAUUAUCUUUCGGUCUAGUACAAUUAUCUUCAAGUAUUGGCAGAUUAAUUGGAGGAGUUGUAACAACAACUGUGGCAUUAAAAUAUUUUGCAGGUAUUAGAGGUUGGAGGUUAUGUUUUAUGCUUGUUGGUAUAUUGAGUAUAUUACUUAGUAUCGUAGUAACUUUAUUUGUAGAUGAUGCACCAAGACAAGUAAGGAAAAAACCUAAAACUGAAUAUUUAGAUGAAGAUAAUAAUACCUAUGGUAGUACAAAUACAAUAGGAGGAACGACAGAGGGUAGAAUAAGUGCAAAACAUACACAAUCAUAUAUAUUAUAUCGAAAUGUUAUUGAAUUACUUAAAGAUAGUUUAUCAAAAAGAAGUAUUAUCAUAAUUCUUUUAGAAGGGUUUACAGGUACAAUUCCAUGGUUAGCUUUAAGUUUUAAUACAAUGUUUUUUCAAUAUUGUGGAUUAAGUGACUUACAAGCAGCUAUCAUAACUGGAUUUUUACUUAUCGGAUCAGCAUUAGGAGGAGUUAUAGGUGGACAUUUUGGGGAUAUAAUGCAUGAUAUUUCUAAUAAACAUGGAAGACCAUUUUUAGGUCAACUAGCUAUGUUUGGACGAGUACCACUUGUUGUAUUAACAUAUCUUAUCAUACCAAAAACAAAAGAAAGUUUUGAAUUAUUUGCCUUAUCUUGUUUUUUUCUUGGUCUAUCAUCAAUUGCAGGUGUAGCAGUUAAUAGACCAAUCGUAUCAGAUAUUAUUAGACCAGAUUAUAGAGGAACCGUAUUUUCAUUAACCAUAGCAGUUGAAGGAGUAGGUUCAUCACUUAUAGGUGCACCAUUAUUUGGUUAUUUAGCAGAAAAAGUUUUUAAGUAUGAAAAUAAUAAUUUAUUAAUAUCUGAAAUGCCAGAAGAAAUUAGAAAAAAUAAUGCCGAGGCACUUUCCAAAACAUUGCUUUACCUUACUGUUGUACCAUGGAUUUUAUCCUUUGUCUUUUAUAGUCUUCUACAUUUUACCUAUGGUAAGGAAUAUGCACAGAUGAACGAAAUUAUAGAAACUGAGUACAAAUACGAUGAUGAAGACGAGGAAACAAUUGCAGAGAAGCUAAAAAUGUGA
Molecule: messenger RNA, 1680 nt
Organism: Plasmodium malariae
Lineage: Eukaryota; Apicomplexa; Aconoidasida; Haemosporida; Plasmodiidae
Gene: PAT
Product: pantothenate transporter, putative
Exons: 1
Coding region: 1-1680 (559 amino acids)
Biological process (GO): transmembrane transport
Cellular component (GO): membrane
Molecular function (GO): transmembrane transporter activity
Source: RefSeq, a predicted model, not a curated record